Messenger RNA from Armigeres subalbatus, 288 nucleotides. RefSeq names its product histone H2B 1/2/3/4/6-like. NCBI's taxonomy places the organism in Eukaryota, Metazoa, Arthropoda, Insecta, Diptera, Culicidae. The transcript has a single exon. Gene Ontology annotation, molecular function: protein heterodimerization activity; DNA binding; structural constituent of chromatin. Gene Ontology annotation, cellular component: nucleosome. The record is from RefSeq and is a predicted model, not a curated record. Bases 1 to 288 code for a protein of 95 amino acids.
AUGCAAGGUCCAGUUUCGCGACAGACUCGGCAGAACGACCGAAUCGAAGCACAAAACAAUCAAACAUCAUGGCACCGAAAGGCAACUAAAAAGGCGGCAGCGAUGAUGGCUGCUAAGGGCAGCGGCAGCAAGGCUCAGAAAAUCAUCGGCGAGGGCGACAAGCAACGCACAGCGAUCACCAGCCGCGAUACUCAGAUCGCCGUUCAUCUCCAUUUGCCGGGCGAGCUGGUCAAGCACGCCUUCUCGGAGGGAACCAAAGCAGUCACCAAGUACAUCAGCUUCAAAUGA